AUGGCGCAAUUCCUGAAGUGUCCACAUCAUGUUUUCGAUUCCAACAAAGUUUAUUACCAUGUCUACGUUUACAUUCUUCCUGAGCUUCGCCCAUUUCUACCCGUUUUCGAGUCGAUUGAGGCGAAGAAACUGGUUGAAGAUGACGGGGAAGAAAUGAUUCAAAAGAUAUUGGAUAAAUCGAAUAAUAAAUUGAGAAUGUACGGAUCGGCCAAAGAACUUGCCGAGAAUCUCAAAAUAUUCAGAAAUUUCUCUGAAAGUUUUCGUCUUUUUCAGAGCAGUACAUAUCCUUUCAAUGCAUCAUCAGUCAUUUAUGACAGCUUGAAAGGCAAUAAAUAUCUCUGUAAACCGGAUAUUUAUACGAUUAUACAUAAUAUCGCCCUGCACACUAUUAAUCAUGAGGAUACCGUGAUGCUUCAUUUGUUGCUUGCAAAGGUUCUGAAAUCCAAAAUUGGGCGAACUGAUGGACCCGUUGAAUUUGUGGAAUUCGAUGAGAAAAUGUUCGAUGAAAUCGAGAAAGAGAUGAGAGAAGUAGAGAAUAAGACUCACGAACAAGCGACCGCGCAACUUGAAUAUCUAGAAAAGUUCGUGUUGAAUAAGAAUUAUGCAGCGAUCAUUUCAAAAGUGCGGGAAUUGAAUCCAACAAUCUGGGAUGAUGGCAUGGCAAAUGCGUUUCUCGAGCAGCUACAACCGUUGUCUAAUACAGAAAUCGGCAAACAAAAAGAGUACAUUUUCGACAUGCUCAUCGAUAGUUAUAUCAUGAACUGUAUUGAACAAAUUAUGGCGAAACGAGCAACGCUUUUCAUGUCUACACGGAAAUCUUGUCCAAUUACAGUAAGACUGUUUGAGGAUGGAGAGGAGAGAUAUGUGAUGACGGAGGAAUUGUAUCAUGCAUUGAAUAGAUUAUCUACUGGAUCUGUGAGACUCGAAACUCAAAGUGAUGGAUCGGUUCCCAAUGCAAUGAACUUUGAAGAUGUGAAGGCGGAGUUUGGAAACAUAAUUCAGAAAAUUGAGUUCAUCCGCACUCCGAUUCUUCGCUCCAAACACCGUGCAGUUCCUAUUAGAGCACACUUUCCUGGACAAUUCGUCAUUCCAGCUGUCGAUCAUUUCUUCGAAUUUUGGAGAAAUCUGAUUUUAGGAUUAAAACUAUUCCAAAUAUAUCAAUGUUCGGAUUGGGAGAAAUUCGCCCCAUUUUUUCACAAUAUUGAAAAUGUUUUAUAUGUUGAAAAAAAAGAACAAUACUUCUUGGGGUCUGGAUUUUGCUUCGAGAUUGUAGUGAGCGACUCAUUGCAACUAUACGAAGUUUCAACUAUUAAUGAAGUCAGAAAUGCGAAGAAAAAUGGAUUCACUGCACAGGACCUGAAGAACGAACUGAAAUAUCUGGGUCUCACUGUCACAUUCCCUGAAAUUCAAGACUAUGCUGAAGCAGUCUAUGAAGGAAUCUAUAAAGCAAAGAAAAAGAGAUAUCUCAGAACUUGUGAUUUAUUUGAUGCGGUGGAGAAUUGUCAAUUGAUUUGUGUGCUCAAUAGAAUUCCGAAUUAUCAGAAGUUUCUUCACAGUCAGAAAGGAUGCAAAAGAGUUUUCGGAUACAAAUGUGAGCAUUGUGAGAAGGAGAAGGAUGUUCAGAAGACGCCAGAUAUCCAGGAUUCUAUGAAGAAUCCUAAAAUCGAGAGCUCAAAUGAGUCGGCUUCUAAUCAAUACUCACAACCGGCUCUCUCGGCUCCAAAAGACUGCGAUAAGUGCUCAGAAUCUUCAAAAUCACUCGAGGAGGCUGAAAAUGAGCUGAAAAUGAGUAAAGAUCAGUUGAAGGAGAUGCAACAGAAGAUAACGAAUACAGAAAAAGAGCUGAGUUAUCUGAAGAAAGAAAACGAGAAAAUUGUGCAGUCGGAAGCCAAGAAGACGGAGGAAUUGGCAGAAUUGAAGGAGGAAUUGAACAAUGAGAAAGAGACGAAUCAGGAGAAAGAAGAAGAGAUUCUGAAGGCGUCAAAGGAGAAUGAGGAACUCCAGAAGACAAUUCUCAAGUUGACAGCUGAAAAUGAGGCAAAUGAGAGAGUGAUUCAGAAGUUACUCGAUAGAAUUACCGAUUUAUCAGCUAAUAAUCGCAAAACUAGUAAAAUCGAUGAGGAAACUAUCGAAGAAUCGACUCCGAAUGCUUCUGUCAUCUCUAAAAAUGCUCCCCUCAUUAUCGAUUGUCUCAUUUGUUCCAGUCAAAUCAAGGCGGGACAAGAAGUCAUCAGAUGUCCACUGUGCAAACGAAGAUUCCAUUCGAAUUGUGCAUUCAAAUGGCGCAAAGACCACACUCAAUGCCCGGCGUGCAAUGGAGAUCUCCCUGGAAUUUAA
Molecule: messenger RNA, 2337 nt
Organism: Caenorhabditis remanei
Lineage: Eukaryota; Metazoa; Nematoda; Chromadorea; Rhabditida; Rhabditidae
Exons: 9
Coding region: 1-2337 (778 amino acids)
Biological process (GO): innate immune response
Cellular component (GO): membrane raft
Source: RefSeq, a predicted model, not a curated record